This is a messenger RNA of Vicia villosa (hairy vetch), 2130 nucleotides long. RefSeq lists its product as uncharacterized. The coding region runs from base 1 to 2130 and encodes 709 amino acids. The record is from RefSeq and is a predicted model, not a curated record. The transcript is spliced from 3 exons. Lineage: Eukaryota; Viridiplantae; Streptophyta; Magnoliopsida; Fabales; Fabaceae. Gene Ontology annotation, molecular function: nucleic acid binding; RNA-DNA hybrid ribonuclease activity.
AUGGAGUGUUUUCAUUGGAUGAAAAAGAAGGUGGUUGGGAAACGAGGUAUGAUGGCAGUUAAGCUCGACAUGUCGAAGGCGUAUGAUAGAAUUGAAUGGGAUUUCGUGACUGGUGCCCUUGAAGCUAUGGGAUUCCCUGUCCAUAUGAUUCACCUUAUUAAGAGGUGCAUCUCGACAGUCUCGUAUCAGAUUCUUUUAAAUGAUGACAGCUUGAUUUUUGCAAGGGCGAACCAAAAGGAAGCUGAAGUUAUUCUGACAGUCCUGUACCGUUACCAGAGAGCCCCGGGACAAAUGGUGAACAUUGAUAAGUCACAAGUCUCUUUCAGCAAGAAUUUGGGGACUGACACUUGUGAAAUGGUGCGACAAAGGCUUGGUAUGGUAUCGGUUGUUAAUCAUGGUACAUACUUAGGCCUGCCGGUGAUCCUCGGAAGGUCUAAAAAGGAAGUAUUCGGGCUGGUGAUUGAUCGUGUGUGGAAGAAAAUAAAAGGAUGGAAAGAAAACUUUCUGUCUAAAGCGGGUAAGGAGAUUCUUCUUAAAGCCGUGGCCCAAGCGAUCCCGAAUUAUGUUAUGAGUUGCUACAAGCUUCCGGAAGGAAUUUGUAAGGAAAUCGAAUCACUGCUUGCUAAAUUCUGGUGGGGGGCUAAAGAUGGUGUGAGGAAAAUGCAUUGGAUGAGUUGGGAGAGACUUUCUCUUGCAAAGUGUAAUGGUGGCAUGGGAUUUCGCGGGAUAGGAGAAUUCAAUAAGAGCCUGCUCGGAAAGCAAUAUUGGAGACUGUUAAAUGAUGAAAAUUCAUUGCUGGCUAGAGUCUUUAAAGGCAAAUAUUAUCCUAGGGGAAUUCUGUCAGAGGCAAAAGUGGGUUUUUCGCCAAGUUAUGCAUGGAGAAGUCUAUUAAGCGCGAAGGAGAUGGUGGAAAGUGGAACCAGGUGGAGAAUUGGAGAUGGUUCUAAGGUUAGAAUCUGGCACGACAAUUGGAUACCGACAAAUCCAGGUUUUAAAGCCCUGAGCCCAAUACGCGAGAUUGAGGAAAAUGCUAGGGUGAAUGUUCUCAUUGAUGCUGACUUGGGACGGUGGAAUACAGAAUUUCUUAAUGAAGUUUUCAACCAGCAUGAGGCUGCUCAAAUUGCCAGCAUACCCCUUUCGAGCAGACUCCGAGAGGAUAAGCGGAUAUGGCACUACGAAAAGGAUGGUGAGUAUUCUGUUAAAUCUGCGCACCAUUAUCUCAAAGAUCUCAGAAGGAAGAAAGCUCCUGGACCCUCUUCGUGUAGCAGCGUAGACAUAUGGAAAAAACUGUGGAAAGUUCCCAUCGAUUCAAAGAUCAAAAAUUGUGUUUGGAGAGCAGGCAAGAACAUUCUUCCGACGAGGAGUAACCUCCUAAAAAAAGGUAUUUCUCUGGAUCCUAAUUGCCCUUUCUGCUGUUCUGCCCUGGUCCCUGGAAACACCCCAGCAUAUUUUCCUAGAUUUUUUGAGAUCCAAAUUCAAUUUACCGCGCUUUGGAAGAUUUGGCAGGCUCGUAACUUGUUGAUUUUCCAAAACAAACGGAUUGAACCGAUGGUUUUAGCUGGUGAUAUCUAUGAUAGGGUUGCUGAAUUCAACAGUGUUUUUCCACAGGCCCAGACAAGUGCGAAGAGGGAGGAUCUGCUGCAGGCUGCCACUGUGCACGCAGAGACGGUAAUUAUUGCCACCGAUGCUGGAUGUUUUGAGGAAGGUUUUGCUGCCAUGGGCUGUGUCAUCAGAAAGGGAAAGGAUAAUAUUCUGGUUGCUGCCUGCAAGAAGGACUUCAUCCAGAUCUCGGUGUCGACGGCAGAAGCUCUAGCCUUAAAGUGGGCAAUGAAGAUGGCUGCGGAUCUCUCUCUUGACAACAUUGUGUUCUUCUCUGACGCACAAUUUGUAGUCGACUGUAUCAAUGGGUGCGCUUUUUCGGCGGACUUGGAACCUAUAGUGAUUGAUUGUAGAUCACUUCUGUGUAAUUUUAAUUCUGCAUCUGUGUUAUUUUGGAAUAGGAACUGUAAUUCAGAGGCACACCAUAUGGUGGGUGUAGGUAGAAACCUGGGUAACAAAACUUGGUUGGGUGUCAUCCCCUCUCUGAGUGAUGGCCCGUCUUGUAUUCGCCAUUCAGCUUUGUUGUUUUAA